AACUGGGAACCACAAAUUUGAAUUUAAAAAAUACCUUGUAUUUGGAGGUGUUUAGGGCUUUUUCCGAAACUAUUUUUUUUCUAUAUAAACAUAGUAUAGACAUUUUAUUUUAAAUAAAAUAUAGUAGGUUGUAAAUUAUUAUACCUAAUAAAAGCUUGACAACUCUUAAAUAACGGAAACUAUGUCUAAUCCGCGUAUUUAAUCCUACUCGAGCUCGAACUCUUUGUUUUAUGUUUGUGAUUUUUGAUUCGUGCUUGUAAGCUUUUCCUUGAUUAUGUUUCCAAAAAGUGGAAGAGAUGAUAUAGACUUCGACCUGGAAAGGGGAGUCAGCAUAAUGCUUGGAGAAAAGCAACGGGAGCAACGGGACCACCAUACAUCGGAUGAUGCCUCCACCGCAUGCGAGGGACUCCUAACCACAUAUCAUGAGUAUUGCGCCCACACCUCCAUCCACGGAGUGCAGUACCUAGGGGAACGAGAACGCCCGCUACGGGAACGCAUCUUUUGGCUGUGUACCUUUGUCAUCUCCAUCUAUGCCUGCGCCACGCUGAUCUCCAGUGCCUACACCAAAUGGACGGAAACGCCUGUGAUCGUGAGUUUUGCGGAGAAGUCUACUCCCGUUUGGAAUAUUCCUUUUCCGGCCGUAACCGUCUGUUCAGAGACGAAGAGAGUACUGAAAGAGAAAGGAAAGGAAACUACCUACGCCGAUUUAUACAGUCAGUUUAGUGAAGAAAAUCGUGCCUCCCGGGUCUUUAAGCCUUCAAAUGUGAGCGCCUUGGAAUUGGAGGAGUUCCGUACCUUGCUGCAUGUGUGCAACACCCAGAUUAUCGAAGAGGGUAUGCCACUGAUCGCCGGUGACGAUCUCGACUACUUCGAUGUCUUGGAAAGGAUGCUGCCCCAAUUUGACAGAUACUUCUUUUACUGCCGUUGGCUAAGCCGGUUUGGAGAAUGUGAGAAGUUCUUUCGCAAGACUCUUACCGAGGAAGGAAUUUGUUAUACGUUCAACGGAUUGAGGGCCAGCGAUAUCUACCGCGAGGACACCUACCAAUACCAGCACAGUGGGGAGGCUCUGGAAAUGGAGAACAUCAGCUCACGUCACACUCCCUGGACUCUGGAGACCGGCUAUUCACAUAACAGCGACGUGGAAACGUUUCCGGCACGAGUUCUCAGCGCUGGUGCUAGAUCGGGCAUCUUCCUGGCUCUCCAGAGCUUCAAACAGGAAGUGGACUACGCCUGCCGCGGACCAGUUCAAGGAUUUAAGGUCCUGCUACAUGCCCCCGAUGAUGUGCCGCAGGUAUCGAAGCAGUUUGUACGCAUCCCCAUGGGCAAGGAGGUGUUGAUCGCCGUAAAGCCAAACAUGAUAACCAUGUCAACGGGCAUCGCCGAUUACCACCCUCAGAGGAGACAGUGUUUCCUAAGCCACGAAAGAUCACUUCGCUUUUUCAAGGUGUACACCGAGUCCAACUGCCAGCUGGAGUGCCUGGCCAACUUCACUCUAACCAAGUGCGGGUGUGUCAAGUUUUCGAUGCCCCGCAACAUGGAUAUGCCGGUGUGCGGCGAAGACAAGAUCCACUGCUACGAUCGAGCAGAACGCCAGCUCCUGGUAAGGGAGUUCAAGAGGAUCAGAGCACUCGAUGCGGCUGGAGAUAUUUCACGUGGCGUGGAGUCUGCUUGCAACUGCAUGCCCGCCUGCACGUCGUUGGUCUACAACACUGAGAUCUCGCAGGCCAACUUUGACCUGGAAGAGAUGCUUCUGGCCGAGGGCGACACCGACUUUAUGGAAGAGUAUCCCGGCUCGCAAAUGUCCCGCCUGUCCAUCUACUUUAAGGAAAGCCAGUUUAUUACCUCAAAGAGGUCGGAGCUCUACGGCAUCACAGAAUUUCUGGCCAAUUGCGGAGGUAUCUUCGGCCUCUUCAUGGGCUUUUCAAUUCUUAGCUUGGUUGAGAUGAUCUACCACUUCACCUUGCGGUUCUUCACUAACCUGAAGCGCCUGGCCAAGAUGCAAGAAGGGUAAAUAAAUACAAUUAUUGUUCCCAGGCAACAUCUGUUUGCCGGAAAAGCAGUAAAUGUAUUUAGGAUUUUGUAAUCUAUUGUUUUAUGUUAGGUGUUAAAUCGUAAAAUAUUUAUAUUGUCUCUAAGAGACAUUUGGGAAUUGUUGUAUUUAAUUGUUACCGUUCGAGC
Molecule: messenger RNA, 2178 nt
Organism: Drosophila bipectinata
Lineage: Eukaryota; Metazoa; Arthropoda; Insecta; Diptera; Drosophilidae
Gene: rpk
Product: ripped pocket
Biological process (GO): sodium ion transmembrane transport
Cellular component (GO): plasma membrane
Molecular function (GO): ligand-gated sodium channel activity
Source: RefSeq, a predicted model, not a curated record